Betta splendens (Siamese fighting fish) is the source of this 1487-nucleotide messenger RNA. RefSeq names its product GTP-binding protein Rhes-like. The coding region runs from base 291 to 917 and encodes 208 amino acids. Gene Ontology annotation, molecular function: GTP binding; GTPase activity. The record is from RefSeq and is a predicted model, not a curated record. The transcript has a single exon. Lineage: Eukaryota; Metazoa; Chordata; Actinopteri; Anabantiformes; Osphronemidae.
GAUUUGCAUGCUUUGCUCUCACUGGAUGCCUGUCUUGAGCAGCCUUCGGCUGAUUGGCCGCGACCGGAAGGAGGGCGGGGAAGCGCUGCCACCAAAACAGGCAUAAAAGCCGGUGUUCGGAUCAAGAGACGGCGGAGCGCUCAGCCAGCUACUGUUUGGGAGGUCUGACAGAGACGCUGCGAGCCUGAGAGGGGAGAAAAAGCAAAAGCCGAAGAGAAGCAGAGGACGUUUGGAGGAAGCCUGGUAGGAGAAGCAUCACGAAGCCGAGGAGACCCACCUAAACAGGCAGCAUGUCUCUGGAGGUGAAGGAGAAGACCCAGGUGCGCCUCGUGUUCCUGGGGGCGGCGGGCGUGGGCAAGACGGCCCUGAUCCAACGCUUCCUCCAGGACAAGUUCGAGCCCAAGCACCGGCGGACCGUGGAGGAGAUGCACAGCAGGGAGUAUGACGUCGGCGGGAUCAAGGUGACGGUGGAAAUCCUGGACACCAGCGGCAGCUACUCCUUCCCCGCCAUGCGCAAGCUGUCCAUCCAGAACAGCGACGCCUUCGCGCUGGUCUACGCCAUCGACGACCCCGAGUCCCUGGAGGCCGUCAAGAGCCUGCGGGACGAGAUCCUGGAGAUCAAGGAGGACAAGUACACGCCCAUAGUGGUGGUGGGCAACAAGGCGGACCGGCAGCAGCAGCGGCAGGUGAGCAGCGAGGCCGCGCUGUCCGCCGUGGAGAUGGACUGGAACCACAGCCACGUGGAGGCGUCGGCCAAGGAGAACGCCAACGUGGUGGAGGUGUUCAAGGAGCUGCUGCAGCAGGUGAACCUGCCCUGUCGCCUCAGCCCGGCGCUGCGCCGCCGGCGGGAGACCUUCCCCAAGGACGACGGCUUCCGGCCGCCCAUGAACAAGACCAACAGCUGCAUCGUGUCCUAGCGGGGCACGCGGCUCGGAGGCAGGCUGCAGGCUGAGCGGCAAAGACACCCGUCAGGAGGGGAGGUCGACGCAGGAAGGACUGCGAUGGGAAAACAGACUGGAUGGAGUCAAGUGAAACGGAGAAAAAUGUGAUUUCUUGACUUGAUGUGAUGUUGUUGCUUGUUCGGUGACGCCGCUGGUGUUUAGAUCCAUGAGUCCGAUUUGAAUUUAAAAAAUAAAGUGUUCAUGUUUACCAAGGGAAAGAUUAUGUACAUAUGUUGUUACCUGUUGUAUAGUUGUAUCUUGUAAAUUGAUUUAAUUCACUAAUUCACCUGUAGCACGUUGACACGUUUACAUAUUUUUUCUACUCAAUUGCAAUUUGCCUGUGAAACGCCACCUUUUUACGUUUGUGUGCGGAAAAUAUAGGGAAACCGUGAAUGAUGUUAAAUUAAAAAGGUUUUUCAGGAAUGGUGGUUUUACACUUUUGUUAUUUUUUUAUGUUUGCAUAUUCUCACCGAUGUUUGUUUAACACGUGUAAGUGAGGAGUGGAUUUAAAUGUGGAAAUAAAGGUGAAGAUAUUGUUUGGCAUCA